Necator americanus (New World hookworm) is the source of this 1830-nucleotide messenger RNA. RefSeq lists its product as uncharacterized. The transcript is spliced from 12 exons. NCBI's taxonomy places the organism in Eukaryota, Metazoa, Nematoda, Chromadorea, Rhabditida, Ancylostomatidae. The coding region runs from base 1 to 1830 and encodes 609 amino acids. The record is from RefSeq and is a predicted model, not a curated record.
AUGACAGUAAUCAGACAAGACUCAACGGUAAAACUGGCCCGCCAUCUUCAGGUAUGUGUAUUUCUCGAACUGCGUGGCACCUUUCUAAAAAUAAUUAACUACGAUAUGGUUGUGCGAGGAAGUCAAUGUGACCAGAACGAUGAUGAAUUUAAACUGGAGUCUGAUACAGAACGUGAAGAAACUGUUGAACAAGAACUUCUUACUUGCUGCUAUUGUCAAGCUCCUUUGGUGCCAGUUCCCUUGAAUUCUGAUGAAAAAACGGGUGAUCAGCGCUUUUUCUGGGCCUGUCGGAAUAUGAAAAAGAAGACUUGCUAUUUCCCUAUGGGCAUGCCGAAUCAGGUAUUUUGGCUCACCCGGACAAAGGAGGAGCGGCAAGCUGGGUUUUUCCCGAGACCGGCUGUUCGUUUGCUUCCGCGGGCAUACAGGUGUUUCUACCCGACCGUGUUUCGUGAAGAUGCUUCAAGUAAAUCACCAUCAACAUGUUGUUUGUCAUCUAUGUCAUCUACUCAUAACGAGUCUUUUUCUUGUGCAACUUUGACUCAUUCACCUAGCACAUCGACUUCUUCGCUAUCGACUGAUACUUCUGCUGUUGACCACUUACUAAACUUGGAUUCAGAUCAGAAUUGUGCUAGAACUUCGAUAUGGGGAAGUUCAAUGGCUAAUUCGAAAGGAACAAGAACGACGUCGUCUGCCCCUAGUGGACAGUUGGACAGUGAUAUGAAUGUAGACGGUGCCUGUGCUUCCGCGGAAAAAUGUUCCAGUACAUGCUCUUCGAACGAAAGUGCUGAUUUUGCACUAGCUGAUAUUAUUUGUGAACAGCUUCACAACAUGGGAGUGGAUCCAUUAUUGACAGGGGACGAUGAACUUGUAAAGCAGAUGUCAAGCGCUGUAAGAAAACUGAAGAAAAUUGGUGGCGUUCACCGAUUGCGUAUGCUAACCCCGACGCAGUACCGUGCUUCUGUUGACCACCUCUUCAAUCUUGAUGUUGCUCCUAUCAAGCGAAAGCUGAAGGUAACUUCGACGGAAUUAACGCGCGCAGUCGCGGUGAUGCGGUCACAGUGCGACGUAGACACUAUGCUGGAUGCAAUGGGAGGAAAUAGCUUACCAGAAGAACCUACUGCAAAGCGAUUAAAGUCAAUUGACGUGAAGGCAGAACUAAGGAGGCGAGUCGAGGACCUGUUGGAGAAAUUGGCGGAAGAACGUCAUGCAGUUUGCAAUGGAGACACCCGAAAUGAGGAUAAUGCACCAGCAGACGGUAAUGCUUCCCCUGAGCGGGGUCCAGGCGGAGAAAAAGAAUGGUUUGAUGGAGAGGAUGGCCCUUCCACUUCAACAGAGGCGCAAACUUCAGCAAGUGCUCUUGCUUCUUCGGCUGAAGAGGAGCGCCUUAAUGCGAUCGUUCAAAGCAAGAUCCGUUCGCACAUUGCAAACUCAGCGGCAAGGAGGCAUGCACACCGCAGCAGGAAACAAAAGGAAUUAGCGCGACAAAUCCCGCAGACGUCACAUAAUCUAGUCAGACGGCAAAUUGAGUGUGUUUCUUCGCACCCUUCACAGGCAGAUGUGACCACUCGAUCACAAUGCUUCGUCAGUAGCAACGACCCCCUGUCUUUCGAUUUCCCUUACAUGGAAGAUAGCUUUGCUGAAGAUUCCUCGCUGAGUUUCAUCCGUGAAGGUUCAACUGAAUCACAACAGCAAGUUGUGGUCAGCGAUCAACAGCAGAUCUCUGAUAACGCUCAUUCAAUUCAUAGUGUACACAAUAGUCCUCGCUCGCCUACAUCUUUGAAUGAUCACUUGGAUCUUAGCCUUUUUGGUGAUUACGAGUUUCUGUGUUGA